AGCAACUGUCAACAUUACCUGCUUUGCUAGAGUUUGAGCUACAAGCAGUGUCUUCAGCUCUGGUACUUGAUACUGAUUGUUAAGGUUAAGAAUACUCAAGUGUUCUUGGUGAUGUUAAUCUCAGCAUCUCCGGCUCUACCUGUUUCAACACAUCCGUCAUCAUGGGAAUACACAUCGGGCCUCCUUGUCAUUCAGAGGUUGAACUGAGUAUUUCAGACCCUGAACAGCAAUUACGAUCACAGCUGGAGGAGAGUAAGGAGAAGUUUCAUGAACUCAAACAACGUUUUCUUGUGUCUGAAGCUACUGUCUAUUCCAUGGCUAAGGAGCUGCAAAAGCACAAUUGUCGAAAGUUCAAAGACAUUAUCCGGUCUGUUCUGGGCGAGAAGCUGCAGUACAAGGAAGAAAGUCUGGCUGAGAAGCUGAGCCUGGCAGAAAAUCUGAGGGAACGCAGUUUUCACAUUCGAGAUCAAGACCAGAAAUGGUCCUUGUUUCAUCAGAAAUUACAGCAGGGGAGCAAAGCUUCCUUUCUCCUGUGUCAACAUCUCAAGAACCUCCUCACCUGA
Octodon degus (degu) is the source of this 563-nucleotide messenger RNA. RefSeq names its product putative neuroblastoma breakpoint family member 5. Lineage: Eukaryota; Metazoa; Chordata; Mammalia; Rodentia; Octodontidae. Bases 162 to 563 code for a protein of 133 amino acids. The record is from RefSeq and is a predicted model, not a curated record. The transcript is spliced from 4 exons.